Molecule: messenger RNA, 3301 nt
Organism: Homalodisca vitripennis (glassy-winged sharpshooter)
Lineage: Eukaryota; Metazoa; Arthropoda; Insecta; Hemiptera; Cicadellidae
Product: transmembrane protein 104 homolog
Exons: 12
Coding region: 130-1596 (488 amino acids)
Source: RefSeq, a predicted model, not a curated record
GUCAAAGUCAUUAAAAUGGGAUGACUGUUAUCAAUAUAGCCUAUCAAGGAUUUAAUUUAAGUUAUAAACAUAUAUUUGUCAGUCGAACUUGGGACUUUCACAAGAAAGGAGUAAUCAGUCUAAUCUGCAAUGGACGAAACAUACUCAUCUUGGACUGGCCUGAUCUACAUUUUCAAUCUCAUUGUUGGCACUGGAGCGCUAACAUUGCCAUCCGCAUUCUUGCACUCAGGCUGGGCUCUCGGAUCUGUGUUGAUGUGUAUCUUAGCAUUUGUGAGCUAUGUAACGGCAACAUUCGUGGUAGAGGCAAUGGCAACAGGCAACGCCCUCAUCAACUUCUCCAAAAUGAAGCAACUCCGGCAGAUUGGGCGCUGUUUGGAUUUGGCCCAACAGUCUGCAAGAAAUCAAACAGAUAGCGAGGAUGAAAGUUGGGGGUCGCCUUCCGAAGAAUCACCUUUAAAUCUUCCAGGGUCAAUUCAGAAUUUUCCGUCCGAGCCUCUUUCAUAUUAUACAAUCGACAAUAAAGUGGAAAUGGGAGAAAUGGCGGGCUUGUUUUUUAGCCAAGGAGGAAGGCUUGCUUUUUUCCUUUGUUUUACGUGUUACCUCUUCGGAGAUUUGUCCAUCUACGCUGCCGCCAUCGGUCAGUCUCUGGUUGAUGCUGUCUGUGUAUCAAAAAAUUUCACCGACCCUGAUGACAAGCUGUGCUGGCCAGAUUACCCUUACACUACCCUCCAAGCUUAUAGGGUUUUUCUGAUUGCAUUUUUGAUGCUGUUUGGGCCGUUUGUUUUCUUCAACGUCCAGAAGACCAAAUACCUGCAGAUUGCCACCAGUCUGACCAGAUGGCUAGCAUUUAGCGUAAUGAUCACCCUGACAGUUCAGAGGCUGCUCAACCCCUCUCUACCGCACAACUCCCCCUCCCCUGCGGUGUUGGGCGGGUUUCCAGCACUGCUCAGCUCGUGCGUGUACGCGUUCAUGUGCCACCACUCGCUGCCUGCACUACUAGCUCCCAUGCGCGACAAGCGAGGGCUACAGCGCAGCCUAGUGGCAGACUACACAAUCGUACUGGCAUUCUACCUUACACUUGCCGUGCCAGCGGUGUUUGCGUUCCCUCACAUCAAUCCACUGUUCUCACUGAACUUCGUGCCAGCUCCCGGGGACUCUGCAGAGCUCCGAGUGGCUGAUUACUUCCUGAUCCUCUUCCCGGUGUUUACUCUGACAGCGAGCUUCCCUGUCAUCUCUGUCACUCUUCGCAACAACUUGCAGUCCACAGUGUCUUCCGGGAGGACCAGGCUGUUGAGGUUUGUGAUACUACCCCUGAUGGCUGUCAUCCCUCCAGUGUUUCUGGCCAUCAGCAUGCCUAACCUUGAGUUCUUGGUUGGUAUCACUGGAUCCUAUGCUGGAGUGGGUAUUCAAUACAUCAUCCCAGCGGCACUAGUGCUUGCGUCACGCAAGAGUAAGCCACGUGAACUUGCAGAGAUGGAAAACCCUUUCACCUCCCCCUUCCGACACCCCGCUUGGGCCAUCCUGGUCAUCGUGUGGGCACUGGUGUGCAUGACCUGCGUCACCGUGCACAUUGUCCGGUCACACCUGCAUUCCUGAGCAACGUGUGGAACAAAGGUGUUAUGUCCAAGCGUGGAGAGGUAACAGAGGUUCUAAGUCCAUGGAUGGAAGGUGCUAACGCUUUUACUCAAAGAAGUCAAUAUAUUUAGGUUUUUGAGGAAUGAAAAGACGUUAUGUCUGAUUUUAUUUUAUUAAAUUAACAAAAGGAGGGAAAUAUCAUCUCUCUGAGUAGUAAAAUCCAAAAUUGACGUCAAUUAUGUGUAAGAAAUGGACUCUAAACAUGUGUAAUGGAGCUAUAUUUUAAUAGAAGCACAGCAAGUUAUGGUUUAAAAUGUUGAACCGUAUCUCUUGAAGGCUUAUGUACUAAUUUUUAACUUCAAAGACUUUUAGGAUCAUAGUAUUUAAGUGAGUUUCAGUGGCAUGUCUUGGAUUUUUGUUAGUGAUAAGUAAUGUGCUGUAACAAUGAAUUUAAAUAUUAGUUUAAUGUAAUUAUUAAUUGUUAUAUGUAUACUUUUAUAGCUAUCGUAAAAAGAUUUUAUAAAGUAGUAUAAGAUCUACUCAGCAUUGGUUUCAGCCAAAGCUUAAAUAAUAGUUAUAAAAUAAUAAUCUGAAACAAUUACAAUUUAUUACAAAUGAUUUAAAUAUCCAUGACAAAUCUUAAAAGUGAGCAUUUUUAUGAUAUGAUUCUCCAUGAAAAUAUUUGUAGUACAAAGUUUGCUUUAUAAAAUCUCUUGAAAUAAAAUGAGCAUAAUAAUUGUUGAAUGUUACUAUUUUGGUGAUUUCUCAAUCCUCCUAAGCAAGUAACUAGUAUAGUUUUAUUUUAUCUGAACUGAAUUGUAGGGCUAUUUUAUACUUUUAUUUGUGUUGUAUUUGUUAUGUAAUUAGCAUGCAUAUAAUAUGUCUUUUAGUGCACUAUGAUAUUUUAUAUUUUUGUAUAAUUUUCCUUUAUUACGUUUCUUAGUUACAUGUAUUUUGUACUACCGCAAUGAUUCUAAAGAUAUGAGAUUGUGUUUAAUUUUUCAUACUAGGUAAAAACUUAGCAAAACCUGACCUUUUACUGUAAAUUUUUGUAUACUGGUAAAUGUAGAAUUUCAAAUUGAUAUAACCUAUACAUGUAGAAUUCAAAUGGGUCUAAUAUUUAUUAUUUGCACACAGCCAGCAGAAUAUUUAACUAAAAAUAACAAAUUAUCAUAUGAGCAUAGUAAUAAUAAUAAUAAUAUUACUUAUGUUAGUACAAAAAAUGUAUAGAAACCAAACACAAUGUUGAUUGUUUUAAAUGGCGAUAUGUUAGUAUAUUAUUGGAUAUGUUAACUAUUUUUUCAUACUACAUAAAUUCAAAUAUAUCUUCUUCCCCGACCAGAAGAAGGGUAGAUGUUAAGUCUGGCUGUAAUUUCAAUAAAAAAAACGGGAAAUGCAUUAUUUGUUAUGAUGAUUCAUUUAUAAAACACGAUACUAUUUUAGUCAUAAUUAAUAUUUUUCUAAAAUUCAAUUUCAAUUCUUAAGGUUUCUAAUGCAAUGAAUUGGGCCUAUUGCUAUUAAAAUUUCAAUCAUUUUUAUGAGAAAUGAUGUCCAACUUUAUUAUAAUCCAUAUUAAUUCAUUGUAAAUUAUUGCAUGAGUGUUUUUUUACACUAAUGUAUUAUUCUUAAUGUAUUUCUAUUUUAAUAUUAUUAAAAAAAUAAAAGAAGCGUAUUAUAAUACUAUGAUUUGGAACGUAUGUAUUAAAAUUACUGAGUAUUUGUUCUA